UUUAUAUUUGCUGUUUUAAACACUUUCUAAGCGCGUGUACUUUGGCCACGCCUCCUCAUCAGCUGACAGCGCGCGUGACACACUGGGCUCACGGACUUCCUACGGAACACAAGCGCGCGGACCGAAUCAUAGUAAAAGUAUGUGAAUUAAAGGUUGUUUUUAAGUGUAAGGGUGGGAUUUCGGGAGAGAUGCCGUCCAAUAAGAGUGUCUCAGAUGCCCCGAUCACACAGUUUGUGAACUGUAGGAUCCUGAAGGACCACAGACUGCAAUGGGAGGACUUGUGGGUUCGCGAGGGCAAGAUUUUGAACCCAGAGAGGCUGUUCUUCGAUGAGGAGGGUUUUGCGGACCACAAAGUUGACUGCGAGAAUAAAAUCAUUGCACCUGGAUUCAUAGAUGUACAGAUAAAUGGUGGAUAUGGCAUUGACUUCUCCCAGGCCAGCAGUGACAUCAGAGGGGGCGUGGCUGUGGUGGCCAAAAAGAUUCUAGAACACGGUGUCACUUCCUUCUGCCCGACUCUCGUCACGUCUCCACCAGACAUAUACCACAAGGUCCUUCCUGAGCUCGGAGUUCAGGAUGGAGGCCCUGAAGGAGCAGGAGUUUUAGGUAUUCAUCUGGAGGGGCCGUUCAUCAGUGAAGAGAAGAGAGGCGCCCACCCUCCGAAGUUCCUCCGCACUUUUAAAGCCGGGGGCGUGGCCGACCUGAUGGAGACCUAUGGCCACCUGGACAAUGUCGCCAUGGUAACACUCGCACCAGAACUGGCCAAUAGCGCGGCUGCAAUCCGUGAACUGUCAGGAAGGGGCAUAGCGGUGUCAUUGGGUCACUCGAUGGCUGAUCUCUCUCAGGCUGAAGAGGCUGUGCAGAAUGGAGCCACAUUCAUUACACACUUAUUCAAUGCCAUGUUGCCUUUUCAUCACCGGGACCCGGGCAUUGUGGGAUUGCUUACAAGCGAUCGUAUUCCACCAGGUCAGAAUGUUUACUAUGGUAUGAUCGCAGACGGGAUACACACACACCCUGCAGCGCUGCGCAUCGCCCACAGAGCUCAUCCCGCAGGGUUGGUGUUGGUCACUGACGCUGUGACAGCGAUGGGUCUCCCUCCGGGCCGACACUCACUCGGACAGCAGCAGAUUGACAUCCAGGGGCUUCACGCAUAUGUUGCAGGCACUACAACUUUGAGUGGCAGCAUUGCAACCAUGGACAUGUGUGUGAGACACUUCAGAGAGGUGUCAGGUUGUACUGUUGAAGCCGCAUUAGAGGCUGCAUCGCUGCAUCCUGCUCAGAUGCUGGGCGUCAGUCACAGGAAGGGAACGCUGGAGUACGGCACAGAUGCAGUUAUGUUGGUUGUUUUGUAGAUUUUGUAGUACUUGAUGACACACUGACAGUCAGGGAAACCUACAUUGCUGGACAGCGGGUCUGGAGGAAGUGACAUCAUCUGGACUAUCUUCUGCUGGAAUGAUUGGAGUUUUUUCUCUUUGGUUUGGAUCACCAAAAAGACUCAUGAAUGCAAAACACAUAAUUCUCUCUAAUUUCAUUUAAUUUUGUUGAUUUAAAACUACUACAUUUAUAUAAGCACUGUUAUAUUAUGACACUCUUCAUGCUCAUGUACUGUAGCUGAAUGCAUCUUCGGAGCAUUUCAAAAAGUGCCAGAAUAUCACAUAUUGUGUCUUUGGAUGUGUGUUGCUUUGAAAUGCAGGACGUCAAACACAACUUGUUCAAAUAUGACAAAUAAAAGUAAAUCUCAAGGGUUCAGUUCUUUCAGUAAUAACCUACAUAUUUCAGUGCUUCCAAUCUAAUGUGAAAAUGGACAAUUUAAUCAACUGAUCCCAAUGUUCUGUUCUUUUGUCAACAUUUUUAAGGUUUUCUCUUAUUUUUCAGUGUAAUAAUGUUUCAUUACUGAUCGUUUUUUUGUAAGUCUGAAUGUGGAAAACGCAUAUGAUAUAUGUAUUAAAGAUAUCCAUCUUA
Messenger RNA from Megalobrama amblycephala (Wuchang bream), 1959 nucleotides. It is a transcript of the gene amdhd2, whose product is annotated as amidohydrolase domain containing 2. Gene Ontology annotation, molecular function: N-acetylglucosamine-6-phosphate deacetylase activity. Bases 189 to 1349 code for a protein of 386 amino acids. Lineage: Eukaryota; Metazoa; Chordata; Actinopteri; Cypriniformes; Xenocyprididae. Gene Ontology annotation, biological process: N-acetylglucosamine catabolic process. The transcript is spliced from 12 exons. The record is from RefSeq and is a predicted model, not a curated record.